Messenger RNA from Puccinia graminis f. sp. tritici CRL 75-36-700-3, 728 nucleotides. RefSeq lists its product as uncharacterized. The record is from RefSeq and is a predicted model, not a curated record. The transcript has 2 exons. Bases 80 to 346 code for a protein of 88 amino acids. NCBI's taxonomy places the organism in Eukaryota, Fungi, Basidiomycota, Pucciniomycetes, Pucciniales, Pucciniaceae.
CAAAAUCAGCUGUGAGCAACCUUCAUCACAGCCGUUUACUGAAAAAUUAGAAUCACAUUUUAGUAUUCCAUCUUUAACAAUGCAAGUCUCAUUAGCUUUGUGUUUUGUGGCCUUCUUGUCUCUCUGUAAUCAAGGGUUAUCGUUAUCCGAUUCGGUUGAACCAACUCGUCACCUUUCUGGAAUUCCAAAGCAAAAAGACGAAUGUAAAGGUGUCACAAGCGAGUGCGGUUGUUUUAAGCCCCCGAAACCAAAAAGCCCCAGAGGUGAUCUUGGCGGUCAGGUUACUGGCGGAGGUGCCGUUUGUGGUGGGGGAGGUGGUGAACUUGAAGGCAAUCGUAGUUUUUGAAUCUUCUCUGCCUUCUGAAAUUUCAUUCAGGGAUCAAAAAAUCAAACCAGACUGGAUCAUGAGAAGCAUUUCCAAUAAAACUUAUUGUCCAUGAGAUCUAGUACUACUGAUACAUUGAUUGAAGAUAGCCUUCAAUAAAUUUAAAUCACCCUCAAGAUGUACUUGAGCUGAGCUUCUAUUUUAUAAGUUAAGAAAUUCACAGGCUUGCAAAACCUAUAUGUGUGCUCCAAUCUUGGAUACAUUAGUAAAAAAGCAGAGAUUUACUUUAGCUGAGCUUCUAUUUUACAAGAAAAAAUAAAUACAAGAAAUGGAUUUCACAAAUUCUAUUUGUAUUCCAAUCUCGGAUACAUUAGCAGAAAAACAGAGAUUUACUUUAGCUGAG